UUUCACUACUAAAGAGUCGCAGCUCAAUAGCUGUGCCGACGUUUUAACGGAAGAUUCAAGGCAUAACAGAACAUGUAAACUAUAUUGUUUUACAAUUACCAGAAAAUCCGACACUGGCAUGCUGCAUUGGUACGAAGACGGCAGUCGAUGGGUGAACGCAUGGAAUGCGGUGGAUGUGGUGGGGGAUGAUGGACUGCUGCAGCGCGGUCACGUGAUUGACCUACAGGAAAGCGAUGGCCAUGCGCGGCGUCUGCUCGUAGAUUUCGGAUGCCCGGGACAGGAGUCGGUGCUGGUGGAUUACGGGAAGGUUUUCAAUGGCUUCCGGACCGCUCACGACUGGGUAACAGCAUGGGAAAAAGAGGGGGAUCGUAGCAGCUGUUUUGAAUACGGACUCCGCAGAUGGGGAACAGAGGGGGAUCAUAACAGCUGUUUUGCGUACGAACUCCGCUCGUCAGAGGCGGAGAUACCUACUGCCGAGGUGUUGCUCCGCGCGCAUUACGAUCAGCCCUGGAAAUGGUACCCAGCGAAUGUCGUCAUCUUCCAGGUGGCCGGUCUGGCGCAAUACGCUCUUGUGGAGGUCAUGCUGGGCGGCCGUGCAGUCCGGGAACUGCUGCCUUACGUACAGAUUCGGCAACCACCUUCGGCGGAAGAGCUUCGAUGCCAAGCAUUGCAACCGGGUCAUUUCAUUUUCCCUCGAAACUGGGGUGAUGAAUUUUACUGGAAAUGGUCAGCACCGAAAUCGAACCUGUUCCAGUGCCGAGGUACAGAACGUCAGCACUUGCAGUGCCGAUUGAUCGACCUUCCCAGUCCUUACAGUCAACGGCGCCGUGUCUUGCCGGCUUUAUACCAGAAUAUGAAAACGACCAACUUUCGACCCGAGAUUCCGGACACAAACGGUCUGGACGACUUUGACACCAGCAUCCUAACCACCCGAGAGCGCGGCCUGAUACUGCCAGUAAUACUUUUAGUGGAAGUGUUCCAGUCACUGGAAGUCCUCGAUCGGCUGCGCUGCCGACGCACUUGUUGGCUGUGGGACGACAUCCUGGCUUCCCCGAAAGUGGUGCAACAGCUUUGUGUGACACUGCCAGACUGCGUGGGCUCAUCAUUACGUCAGCAGACAGACUACCGCAUCGCCAGGUACCUCGCCCACAGCUGUAUUUUAAAGCAUGUCACUUCCGCCACCAGAACAAUCUGUUUGCGGGACUUUCGUAGCCGGCAAGAAUUGAGCGAGAAAACCACUCACUGCACACCGGCUGGUGACACGAUCCACUUUAUCGAACAAGUCCUACGGCAUGCCGGCGUCCGCGUUGACCGUUUGGUGUUAUGCCGGUACUCGCUGUCGCAGGCCUUGGGAUUUCGGGAGAACUACGCGGUCCCACUACUCAACGACUUGGAGCCUCAGCAUUCCACUCUGAAGCUCUGCUGUGGUCGGAUUGUGUGGAAGAACUACCAUCCGCGGUUCGCUAAAGAGAUUCUAUUACAGCUUCCAGAUGCCGCUCUCUGUUUGAACGACAUUAAUCAAGCACUGCUUUGAUGACGUUGGUCAAGAACCGUCUAGAGCAAUGGGUAGGAGGACUGCCGACAGACGCUUACGUUCUAUUCCGAGGGUUGACUGAGACUUUGGUGAAUACCUUUGGCGGUGUGUAUCUGACGAAAAAAAAUUCGCUGAAGGAAUAAUGAAAAAUUUAUUCAGCGGCCACUGGCUGUUGUGUCGUAAUGUUAAGCAAUAAUUGACCACCUUUUUAAACCUGGAUGCGAUUUAACCCGGCACUUAAUUUUGAAGCAUUACUUUCAUAAAAGCGCUACGAUUUUUGAAAUACAGUAUAAACUUUGAUUCUCUUACCGUACAUUGUGCGUGGAUCAUUGAUAAAUAUCACAUAUGACCAUAAAUUUGACUAGCAGAACAAA
Messenger RNA from Paramacrobiotus metropolitanus, 1908 nucleotides. RefSeq lists its product as uncharacterized. The record is from RefSeq and is a predicted model, not a curated record. NCBI's taxonomy places the organism in Eukaryota, Metazoa, Tardigrada, Eutardigrada, Parachela, Macrobiotidae. Gene Ontology annotation, molecular function: protein binding. Bases 119 to 1534 code for a protein of 471 amino acids. The transcript is spliced from 2 exons.